GAUGUGAGUUGGCUAAAAGUUCUUCUUCCUCUCUUCUUUGAAGUGGAUCACUAAGAGAACAGUCUCUUCUCUUGUGUGCAUGUUUAAUACUGAAUAAGGUUUGUCAGAAAGCUGCUGAGCGCUGAGGAGACAUGGAAGCUGUGAUCGGACUGUUUGUGAUGAUACUCGGAGUCUCUCACGGUGUGGAAACCCACUGUGACGGCCGACAGAACGGAGCUCAGUGUUUUGGAGCUUUGGGAGGAACUCUGGUCCUCCAGCUGAUGGACAAAGCCUCAGAAAUACAUAAAUAUCAAUGGUCAAAAAAUAGAACAAUAAUCCUAGAGGGGAGAAACAAUGCAAUUGUGUUUAAUAGGAUAGAAAACAAAUUAUUAUUUACUCCCAGUAAUGGAACACUUAGGAUUAAUAACCUGAUCAGGACUGAUGGUGGUGAAUAUAAACUUGAAACCUUUGGUUCAGAUGGAAAGUCAUCAGGUUCCAGGGUUAGACAGUUGACCAUUCAAGCUCCUGUGUCCUCUGUCCUGCUGGUCCAUGAGUGUCUGUCCCAUGGAGAGAGGAAGGUGUCCUGCUCCUCUGAGGGAGCAGACAGUCCUCAGUACAGCUGGACUCUGGAUGGAGACACUCUGACAGACUCUCAGCUCCUCGGUGGAAACAAAGAGACGAACAUCAUCACUCUGAAACAACACGUCUCAGGACGACUGGUCUGCUCGGUCAGGAAUGACGUCAGUAGUCACUCAAAAGAAGAGACGGUCUCUACCUGUGGUGUGGAAACCCACUGUGACGGCCGACAGAACGGAGCUCAGUGUUUUGGGGUUUUGGGAGGAACUCUGGUCCUCCAGCUGAUGGACAAAGACUCAGAAAUUCAAACAUACCAAUGGAUUAAGAAUGGAACAACAAUACUGAAUAUGAAAAACAAUGCCAUUGUGUAUAAUAUGUUAAAAGACAGAUCAUUCUUUACUCCCAGUAAUGGAACACUUAGGAUCAAUAACCUGAGCAGGGCUGAUGGUGGUGAAUAUAAACUUGACCCCGUUGGUUCAGAUGGAAAGUCAUCAGGUUCCAGGGUUCAACAGUUGACCAUUCAAGCUCCUGUGUCCUCUGUCCUGCUGGUCCAUGAGUGUCUGUCCCAUGGAGAGAGGAAGGUGUCCUGCUCCUCUGGGGGAGCAGACAGUCCUCAGUACAGCUGGACUCUGGAUGGAGACACUUUGACAGACUCUCAGCUCCUCGGUAGAAACAAUGAGACGAACAUCAUCACUCUGAAACAACACGUCUCAGGACGACUGGUCUGCUCGGUCAGGAAUGACGUCAGUAGUCACUCAAAAGAAGAGACGGUCUCUACCUGUGGUGUGGAAACCCACUGUGACGGCCGACAGAACGGAGCUCAGUGUUUUGGAGCUUUGGGAGGAACUCUGGUCCUCCAGCUGAGGACAAAGCUGGACAAAGCCUCAGAAAUAUAUAAAUAUCAAUGGUCAAAAAAUAGAACAAUAAUACUAGAGGGGAAUAACAAUAAAACCUCAUUUAAUAGGAUAGAAAACAGAUUAUUCUUUACUCCCAGUAAUGGAACACUUAGGAUCAAUAACCUGAUCAGGACUGAUGGUGGUGAAUAUAAACUUGAAACCUUUGGUUUAGAUGGAAAGACAUCAGAUUCCAGGGUUCAACAGUUGACCAUUCAAGCUCCUGUGUCCUCUGUCCUGCUGGUCCAUGAGUGUCUGUCCCAUGGAGAGAGGAAGGUGUCCUGCUCCUCUGGGGGAGCAGACAGUCCUCAGUACAGCUGGACUCUGGAUGGAGACACUCUGACAGACUCUCAGCUCCUCGGUGGAAACAAUGAGACGAACAUCAUCACUCUGAAACAACACGUCUCAGGACGACUGGUCUGCUCGGUCAGGAAUGACGUCAGUAGUCACUCAAAAGAAGAGACGGUCUCUACCUGUGGCUUCAUCUUCAUUAACUGCACCUCAGCCGAUGGGACGCACAUAUCACAGUGGGUGUUUGCAGCCAAUAAUUAUCUGUGUAUUGAGACAACAACAGCUUCCCCCACAAACACACCAACGUUACCUGAUGGUAAGGAGUCUGGCAUCACAGAAUCAACGGUCAGGAAUGACGUCAGUAGUCACUCAAAAGAAGAGACGGUCUCUACCUGUGGUGUGGAAACCCACUGUGACGGCCGACAGAACGGAGCUCAGUGUUUUGGAGCUUUGGGAGGAACUCUGGUCCUCCAGCUGAUGGACAAAGCCUCAGAAAUACAUAAAUAUCAAUGGUCAAAAAAUGGAACAAUAAUACUAGAGGGGAGAAACAAUAAAACCUCAUUUAAUAGGAUAGAAAACAGAUCAUUAUUUACUCCCAGUGAUGGAAUAUUCAGGAUCAAUAACCUGAUCAGGACUGAUGGUGGUGAAUAUAAACUUGAAACCUUUGGUUCAGAUGGAAAGACAUCAGGUUCCAGGGUUCAACAGUUGACCAUUCAAGUGGGAUCAUUGACAACAGCAGUUUGUGUCCUGGCUGUUCUCGUAAUUCUGUUAGUGGUCGGGGUCUCUGUCGUCUGUGCUCUGAAGAAAAAGCGAGAAAACAAACCUAAAGAAGAAGACAACCAGGAAUUAACCUAUUCUGAGGUCAGGAUUGGGCCGCGGCCGGGGAGGCAGAUGAAGCAGAGAGCAGAGGAGGAGGUGGAGUACGGGGAAGUGAAGUUUUCACAGCGACCCCGACACAAUGUUGAACCAGCUGCAGACGAGUGCGUGUACGCCAAGGUGCGUAGAGAGCGAUGAUUCACAGGGUUUAGAGACUGAACAGAUGAAGGCAGAAGCUUCAAUUCCUUUCCCCCGAUUUUAUGAAAAUUAUUCAUAAUAUUAAAUAGAUAUUAUAAUAUUUGAAUAUUCCAAUAGCAACAUUAUGUUCCCCUUUCUUAACAAUUUUUGUUGGAUAAUGUUAUAAUUCCUUGCUUCUUGUUUCUAAUUCAUGACCGUAUUUACCUUCACGCUGUAAACUUGAAAUGAUGUAAACAUGAAUCUGAUAGUUGUAGUGUCAUUACACAACCACCUGGGAUCAUUUUUUUAGUUGAACCCUCUCAUUGAAACACAGUUCAACUUCUGACCCGCAAACUCUAGUGAGCUAAUCAUUGACCACGCAGGAGGGGGGUUAUAAAAACGUAUAUAAAAGAACAAUCAUUUUGCUACUUUGUUCACAGCAAUGACUGUAUGUGGACCAUCGUGUGCAGUAUUGUAGCAGCAGUUAGUCUUUUAGUGUGUGCACACCAUUGGAAACCCAAAGAGAUUCAACUGUUGCACCAGAGCCCUUUAUAGGUUUGGUUGGACUACAAUUAAGCAUUUAUUUUUUCAUAAGGAUUUAGUCAUUGUCGUGAAACAUUCAUGUGACGCUACCCAAGCAAGCAAAGUUAUCUAAUUAUAAAAGACUGGUGGCAAUUCUACAAUCCUGAGCAGGAGCAUGUUUGAUUGAAGAUAUCCUCCAUUGAGACUUCAGUUAUAAGUGCCCUUUUUUAGUUUUAAUUUACUAUUUGUACAGUAUUUGUAAAGUACAUAUUUUUACUGUGGAACAGUAUGAAUGUAAAGCAGCGUGAGAGAUGUAAAGGUUAGUGUGCAAAUCAUUUUGUAAUAUGCACCAUAUUAAUGUAUGAUUUAUAUGGUCCAAAUGUAACUUAUCUCAGGUAAUAAUGUCAUUAAUUACAUGUAUUUAUUAACUAUGUUUGUGUGCAGGUAAGCCUGUACACCACUGGUUUACAUGGCCGGUGCACUGAGCAUCAUUUUCUAUUUUAUGUGCAGCACAACCAACAUGAACAUGAAAACAGGGGAAUUCUCCCACUGAACACAACGAUUGACAAAUGUACGACGAGUUGCACAAAAUUUGUGGUACAGCGGUUUAUUUCUAAAAGAACGUUUUUGCAAUCCUCGGCCUAAUAUGUCCGUACAAGGUUUACAUUUCUACAUCCACUUCCUCUUUUCUCUCUCUUCUUUAAAGUGACAAUGUGAGCGUGAGUUAAUAUAUACAAUGUAGCACUUAAACAUUUCACACAUACAUAAGAACGGAUACGUAGGGACUUCUUCUUUUUUUGUUAAAAAUGAACGUCUGCAUUUAGCCGUUAAAUGUCGGUGGUCAAUGAGUCGUGUAGCAGCUGUUUUUCAGGAUGUGGCUUCAUUCUGUUCUUCAUUUGUGAACACGCUUGCUCUCAGUUCCUUUCUGUUAUCACGAUGUUGUAGCAAAAGAAAAAAGUAUUCAACAAUGGAAGAGUUUUAACCAAAUAUUUCUUAAUGUCAUUAUAAAUAUUUUCAAUUGUAAAUGAUGACAUUUGUGUUUUUAUAGAUUAGUUCAUCAUGUUGCUUUUUCUUUUUAAAUAACAUGCCAUUAUUUUUAUUUUUUUAAACAAAAACAUUAAAAUUUUCAUUAGACCAAACACAGCGGCUUCCCUCCAUAACUCAAAAAAGUUUGGUUUAUACUUUGUAAUGAUAUAUUUUCCUGCUAAAUCCAGCAUCUACACUUAAUAAAUGUGUUUUGAACUUUGUGUUCAGCAUAUUCGACUUCUUCCCUCAGAAGUAGGAGCUGUAACACUCUGCGUCGCCUGUAAAUUCAAAUGACAAUAAACAGAUGUACUUCCAUCA
This is a messenger RNA of Gasterosteus aculeatus aculeatus (three-spined stickleback), 4598 nucleotides long. Lineage: Eukaryota; Metazoa; Chordata; Actinopteri; Perciformes; Gasterosteidae. The record is from RefSeq and is a predicted model, not a curated record.